This is a messenger RNA of Aphanomyces astaci, 1940 nucleotides long. RefSeq lists its product as hypothetical. The transcript has a single exon. Bases 35 to 1639 code for a protein of 534 amino acids. Lineage: Eukaryota; Oomycota; Saprolegniomycetes; Saprolegniales; Verrucalvaceae. Gene Ontology annotation, molecular function: transmembrane transporter activity. Gene Ontology annotation, cellular component: membrane. The record is from RefSeq and is a predicted model, not a curated record. Gene Ontology annotation, biological process: transmembrane transport.
AUCGAAAUAGAUCGGACCCAUCGUCGACUGCAAAAUGGUGGGUGGCGCAUCACCUGCGGCGACUCCAUCUACAAGGCAAGCACCAGUAUACGUGGCCUCCAGCGUGGACAUUUGGGCUCUGGGCAUAGCCACAGUCAUCUGUGGACAAUUUUUCUCGUGGAAUGUUGGCCUGGUCGCCGGAACAGUCAGCUUCGGUUACGGUGUGCUCCUCACCGCGCUCGCAUUCCUGUGUCUGGUUCUGUCUGUGGCUGAAAUCGCCAGUGCGUUGCCGUUUGUAGGGGGCGUGUUUGGUUUGGCGCGAUGCACGCUUGGGUUUUGCACGGCGUUCGUCGUGGGCUGUUGUGAACUGAUGCAAUACGUAACCUACUCGUCGGUCAGCCUUGUCGGGACCACGCAGGUCCUAAGUCAGCGGUGGCCCUCCCUCGAGGGCUUCGAACCCCUGAUCUGGAUCGUUAUCCAAUCGCUGGUGUUUCUCAUCAUGCUACAAGGGGGUCGCCUCUUCUGGCGCACCAUCUUUGGCCUCGCCACCGUGUCGUUGGUGGUCGUGUUUUUCUACUGCCUUAGCGCCAUGACCAAUGCCGACAUGGGCAAAUACACGGGCGGUAGCGACUUGACGUCCCAAGGGGGACUGUCAGCGUUCUUUCAAGCCUUCCCCAACGCGAUUUGGUUCUUCAGUGGCAUUGAGGCCCUCGCAACGCUCUCCACGUAUGUGGAGGACCCUUGCAAGUCCAUUCCUAAGGGCCAAAUCGCCAGUCUAUGCACGCUGUUAGCGUCUUGUUGUUGCAUUUACCUGUCUGCAAUCAGCCUUCCGCCAGGUGCAGCAGCCCUGCCGGACGUCUUCGCAGUGCUGAACGGGGGCUUUAGCGCCGGUUUCGCCACCACGGACGACACCGCGACGUUGUUUUCGCUCCCAGCUAUCGUUGCGUCUAUUCCUGGUUUUUCGCUGGCGUCGAGCAACCUCUUGACCGCGUUGGCCAAGUCCAACCUCAUUUCGUCAGUGUUUAGUCCGUCACAGCCUCCCCCCCACAAAACCACUCGCCCCCUCCUCGUCGUGUCCGUCUUGAACGUUGCCGUGUGUUUUGUUAUGCAGUAUAUCGGUACUGCUGACGUUGUGUACACCGUCGUGAUGAUCCUUGGGUUUGGGUGCUACAUUACGCAAAGCCUCGCGUUCAUCUCGUGGCGCAAACGGCACAACCGCGUCCCCCGGUUGUUAGUCAGUCCCGUGGGAACCGUGGGGGCGAUGCUGUCCGUGGUCGUGUUUGCCAUGGGCUUGGUCUCCGCCCUAUUCUGCCAAAACGAUUCGUUCCACGCGUUGAUCGCUACCGGGGGGGUAAUCUCCGUCCUCACGGCCUACUAUCACGGAAUUGCUAAGCAACGCCAGACAUUUUCCAAAGAAGAGCACGUGUUGCUGUUCUUCGGACACGUGGAUACUUCGAUGUCGGUGCUUCCAAGUGAGCGAGCGGGGCGGUGGCAACGGCUGCUACUGCUGGUUCUCACCAAAGGUCGACGACGAGGCCACGACACCAGGCAGCCGACCAUCCCCAAGAAAUUCUGGACCAUUGCACCGUCGCUGCUCACCCAGCGCUCGGAGCCCCGGACCAAUGUCGUUCACGUGGGGCGCGUAGGCGGCAUUAACUGAUUUUGGUAUCCAAGUAAUGCGUACUUAGCUGUGUCCUGUCGCUGCCGGUGAGUUGACGCUGCAAUAAGGUACGGAGGUUACCGUGAUCAACAAUAACGUACUGGAGUACCCAUGUCUUCAUUUCAACCCCUCCUUCUCCUUCGGUACACUUGUCCACCACGGCUAACGCAAUCGUACCUUUUAUCACCACGUAUUUUUAACCGGCAACUCUCUGCAGUAGUCGCCCCACAAGGCAAUUGGCUCGUUUCCGAGUUUGCGAUAGUCGUUGGUCUUGAGCAUAACGUUAAGACCAUAAAACCAA